Papilio polytes (common Mormon) is the source of this 2477-nucleotide messenger RNA. RefSeq lists its product as uncharacterized. The transcript has 4 exons. Lineage: Eukaryota; Metazoa; Arthropoda; Insecta; Lepidoptera; Papilionidae. The coding region runs from base 320 to 1348 and encodes 342 amino acids. The record is from RefSeq and is a predicted model, not a curated record. Gene Ontology annotation, biological process: endosome organization; retrograde transport, endosome to Golgi; receptor recycling. Gene Ontology annotation, cellular component: early endosome; trans-Golgi network; recycling endosome.
CAAUGUGUCAUGGAGUAUUUAUGAGGUGUGAGCUGUUUUUUAGAAUUAAUCAAGGCUUACUGUGAUAUUUAUAUCUAAAACACUAAUGGAAUUAUUGUUUAAAGAAUUAACAAUCUUAUGAGAAGAUGGCAUUGUGUUCUUUAAAGCAAGAGAAAUGUUUGCUUAGAAGUUAUCCUAUUGUUUAUAAACAUUAAAUUGUGGAACACUUCUUUGUGCACCGUUUGCUGUUAAUUAAAGUAAUUGGAAAGUAUGUGGUUGAUACUUAACUGAGAUAAGAAUAUUUGAAUUUUGAUUGGCCUUGAAACGUUAUUCUACGCAAAUGAAAUGCAAUAUACGAGAACUCGCUCUUUUGAGCGACAAACCUUGUGUAAUGGAAGGAAGACUCAACUACAAAAAAAUUACAAACGGAGGAUACCGGAAUCAAGCAGCAGUGUUCAAGGAGAGAUGGUUUAGACUUAUAAACAAUUACUUAUUUUAUUUCAAAAUAAGUGAAAUGGGAAAAUUUGAUACUAAAGUGCCAGCAGGUGUUUUUGUGAUGGAAAAUUCAUCAAUACAAAUGGAACAUGGACAGAACAUAUCAUUUUCAUUUUCUAUAUCCUUUAUAGAUGAACCAGAAAAGCGGCAUUUGUUUGCAGCUCGAUCAGAAGAUAAUGUAGUCCAAUGGGUAAUGAAACUGCGGGAAUGUUCCUAUGAAUAUCUUCGUAAUCGUUUACACACACUUCAGUCAAAAAUCUAUUCUAUUACGGGAAAGGAUCCCCUGUUACUUGUACCGAGAAAUGACGGCGCGUGUCUAUGGGCUCCCUCAGUACCAUUCUCCACCGCUCCAGCUUGCACAAACAACACAAGUUCUUUUAGUUGCCAUCUCCAUACUAAUGGUGCUUUUACACUUGAAAGAAGUAAAUCUGAUGUAGAGGCAUACAAACAUAUACAAGCAGAAUAUACUAAGAGAACUAUUUUCUACACCAAUGAUCAUAAGGAAGAUAAUAAAAAAGAGAAGAGUGAAAGCCACGGUUUCGCUUUAGAAAAAAGUAAAACAUCCGCAUUGUUUGGUUCAACCAAUCCAAUAGAUUUUUCAAUAUUUGAUAACCGACCUGCUUACUCGAGGGCAGCACCAAGCCCGCCGGUCAGAAUGAAGCUAUCCCCUUCAACGCGACGAGCUGAACUCAAACAAGAAGUGCGGGAAUUUAGAGAGAAAGGAAUGUAUUUGGGAGUUACGGGCAUUUUAGAUCAGGUCCCCGUACCGCCGAGAAGAAAACUAUCACCGAAACCAGAAAAAGAAGUAGACAAUCAAGUAAGUAAUACCAGUCGAGAAAAUUUAUCUGAUGAGGCAGACCUUAUUCAAUUUUGAUUGAUCCGUUUUAAUUAUUUUUAUGCCCACCUAUUAAUUUUAUGCCCUUACCUUGCAUCAAACACAAUAUAGAUUGGUUUAAGUUAUUUUUAUCAUGACAUCAUUGCAUUUAGUUAAGGAGAUUAUGUGAUAUAUCAUAAUUAGAUAGGUAUUAACAUAUUUACCUCCAUUUAAUACAUUAUGUACGCUGGUGACUUUCCAAUUAAUCCUACUUCCUAAUAUUAUAAAUGCGUACGUCUACAUGAUGAUAGAUGUCUGUUAAAGUUUGUAGCCUAAACGGCUGAACGGAUCUGGAUGAAAUUCGGCACAGAUUUAGAGGAUAGUCUGGAAUAACACAUGAGCUAUUCACUUUAAAUCGACACGGACGGAGUUGCGGGCGAAAGCUAGUAAUAUAUAUUUAACAUAGAUGCGAUCAAACUUAAACAAUAAUGUAUCUUAAUUUUUUACUGUGUUUUUGGUAUUUCAACUCGUACUUGUUCAUACUAAUUUGUUUUGAUUCUUAGCCUGAAGAGGAAGAACUAUGAACUAGUCAAAUAGUUUAAUAUUCGCUUAUAUAUUUAUUUACAAUUUGUAACAUUAGUAAAUAUAUUUUAUAUUACGUGUAUGUGGUUUUGUUUGAGUCACGGCCGCGGUCCGUUUUGUCAGUAUCCUGUAUUGAUUACAGGUCAUACUUUGUAUCGCCUUCGAUUGUUUCGUUUGUAUUCUGGCACGUUUUAUGUAUUGUUUUAUUAACAACGAUUUAUAUUUUUCGAAUCGUAUUUAUCAGACUAAUUUUACUUAAGUAGAUAUUUUAUAUUAAAAACCGUACUUUUUAAUGUAAUACUGCUCCGCAUUGUAUUAGGAGUAAUGUUUGUUAAAAAUUGUCCAUUUAAACUUAUAUUUCACUGUUUUGAAACAAAUCUUUAGAAUCUGCCACUUAUAGCCUUAACUAGUCCCCAAUAAUUUGUAUAUUAAAAUGAAAUGUUAUAUGUAAUAAACAACAAUAAUUGGUGUAAUUUCAUUAUUCGACUGUUUUUGUGACCAAAUAAUUUGGUGUUCAAGAUAAACUCAAUACAUACUACCUCCUAACUCCUAAGAUAAACAGGAUUAUGUCAAAAAUAAAUUAAAUUGUACUGAGUGGUUUUUAAAU